Messenger RNA from Diatraea saccharalis (sugarcane borer), 1227 nucleotides. Lineage: Eukaryota; Metazoa; Arthropoda; Insecta; Lepidoptera; Crambidae. The record is from the annotation of a GenBank genome assembly.
AUGCAAAUAUAUAGGGAAAUAUUGCCAAUACACGAAAUUAAGAAGUGUAACUAAUUGAACUAAUGUAAAUUAACGUUAUUUUAAUGAAAUAUUUGUGCGUCGUUCUAGACAGUCUUUUGUUGGGUUUGACUUUAUUAUACUCACUUGUUUAUUAAUUUUUUUUUUAUUAGGCUUUAAAAUUCGGAUGCAAGCUUAAACGAACAAGUUUACCAUAAUAUGUCAAAUUUCCGUAAGAAAUUUUAACCUCGUCCAUUGGCGUAAACCUUAAUACAUCAAUUUUAAAAUCGAGUGGGGAAAUUUAACCGUUUUGUAUUUGUUUUGUAUAACCUGAUUUGCUGUUAAUGUGUAUAACCUCCUUUUAUAGGAGAGAAGACCCGGUUUUAUCCCCUGACCCCUUUUUGCCAUUUGGCGUAAGAUGUUAUAAAAAACGCAUAAGCAAAUAUUUAUCGUGAACGGAUUUUAAAAUGUUUUAUUAUUGCAAUACUAUUAAAAACGUUGACAGCUGGGAUCUGUCAAUGUCCACUUCUUCGUGAAUCUUAAAAAACCUGGUCAUAAUCUUGAAAUGGCCAAAACAGGGUCGUUGACAGCUGGGAUCUGUCAAUGUCCACUUCCUCGUGAAUUUUAAAAUAGGCAAACCUAUAUCAUAAUCUUAAAAUGGCCAAAAACCUAGUCAUAAUCUUGAAAUUACCAAAAACCGGGUCAUCUGCCCUACGGGAUAAUAAAACAUUAUUUUUCAAAAUAUUAUUUUGCCAUUUCCAGGUGUCAACACGCACCGGUAUCGUGUCACACUACGUCCGUCUCCAGAUAGUGGUUCCGGAGGCAUUCAUCCUUGGCUCCGGGGAGCACCACGUUGACCUGGGCAGCGUGAUACAUCUUAUAUGCAUCGUGGAGAAGAGUCCAACACCACCCCAAUACGUUUUCUGGUACCACAACGAUCGGAUGAUCAACUAUGACGCGACCCGCGGCGGCAUCACCGUGGAGACAGAGCCGGGUGCACGCACACAGUCGCGUCUUACAGUGCGAGGUGCCACGCUGAAGGACUCCGGCAAUUACACCUGCAGUGCUAGCAACACUGAGCCGGCGUCCAUACAUGUCUUCGUUUCAGAAGGCAGUAACAAAAUGGCUGCGAUCCUGCGGCGCAACACCAGUGCCAUACACGGGAUAACGUCUAGCGCCACCUGCCUGUUACUAUUCGCAUCCGUGAUGGUGCACUUCGGUCUGCGAUGA